This is a messenger RNA of Procambarus clarkii (red swamp crayfish), 2589 nucleotides long. RefSeq names its product fatty acid-binding protein. Gene Ontology annotation, cellular component: cytosol; nucleus. Gene Ontology annotation, biological process: fatty acid transport. The record is from RefSeq and is a predicted model, not a curated record. Gene Ontology annotation, molecular function: fatty acid binding. NCBI's taxonomy places the organism in Eukaryota, Metazoa, Arthropoda, Malacostraca, Decapoda, Cambaridae.
GUAGUGGAUAAUUUAUUAAUAAAUAGGGGAGAUAAAUGAAAAAGAAGUAUGUAGCAGCUGAGCUCGGCGUGUCCCGGCAGUGCGGGACGACGUGUUGGGUCAGACGUGGACACUCCGUGACGCGGGUCAGGUUACCGUUGUCACUACCGGCCCUUACGUCAUCUUGGCAACGCCAACCAUACCAAGACCAACCACGUCACCCACCAGAAAGCGACAGUAGCAGCAGCAGCAGCCCCAGAGCCUCGCCCUGCAGACAGGAGCAGCAACAUGGAGCACUUGGAGGGGAAAUACCAACAUGAGAGAUCCGAAAACUUCGAUGAAUUCCUCAAGGCCAUUGGAGUCCCGCUGAUUCCCCGGAAGCUGAUGUUAACGUCGAAGCCAGAUGUGGAAGUUGUUCGAGACGGCGACCGCUGGACGAUAAGGAUGCUUACGCUAAUCAAGACUAUCGAGUACGCCUUCACCCCGGGAGAAGUCGUCAAGUCGGAGACUAUGGGCGGCCUGGCCGAGAACGUGUUCAGCGUGGAGGGCUCGUGCAUCAGACAGACACAGAAGUCAGCCAACUACACCACAGAGAUCGUCAGGGAGUUCUCGCAGGAGGGCCUCGCUAUGACACUAACUCACGUGGAAUCGGGGACUGUGUGUCAUCGAUACUUUAAGAGGAUCUAAAAGUUUUAAGCAGCUGAUGCUCUUCUUUGGUGUUCAUUCACGAAGAAACGAAACCUGCGUGAUAUUGAUAUUAAAGAGGAUCUAACACGGCGUAGUUAAGCCUUGCUUCUCAUAUGCCAUAUGCUCAUAUUCUCAUAUGCUCAUUUCCUGCCCGAAACGCUUUGCGUAAUAGUGGCUUUAGGCAUUGUAUGUACUAGCUCUUAUCUAUAAAGCCAACAAACUUUGUAAAAUCUCUUUAUGUAUGUACCUUUGCCUAAAUAAAAAUUAUUAUUAUAUUAUUAUUAUUAUUAUUAUUAUUAUUAUUAUUAUAUCUUGAAUCAGGAAGCGUCUUCCAUCUCUACUUGAAUGGAUCCAACUCUACCAUAUAUUUGUUUUCUCCUGUGUGUACAAUAUUUUGUACAUUUCCCCUGGAGACUGCUUUGCUAUGAUAACCAGCCCACAGAAGAAAAUAAUCAAAUUUAAUGCUAUUAAAUGAGAUGAAGAGUACCAAUUAGUAUUAUAUGUUGCUGUAGAAUGUCUUAUGGCACUUUAUAUAAGGCAGCCAUGUCACACCCACCCGGAUGUUGAGCAGGUCCUGUUUUGACUAACGUCAUUUGCUUGGCUAACGUUAUUUGGAUGCUAUGUUGAAAUUCCUGGCGUACAGCUCUGGGAGUGUGGAACGUAGUGCAUUAUAAAACCUCUCCAAAAAACCUUAUGGACAUAAAUAUCAUAUAUUGUCUAACAAACGAAUAAUAAAUUAUUUUAAUCGCACACGAUAAGAGUUAUCGUCAUUUACUCAGAGGCUUAAUACGUAUAUAUUUCUAAAUAUAUAGUUUUAAAGGGUCCCUUAGUACAGUCUGGUUCGUUCUCGACUCUCCUCCGUCCCAUCCCAAAAUCCUUAUCCAGAUCCCUUCCCUGUGCUAUAUAGGUGUGGUGGCUUGGCGGGUUCACAUGAUAGUUCCUUUCCCCUCUCGAAUCUCGGUCGAGAAUUCAGAGUUCGAAUCCCAGGCAGGACAGAAAUGGUUUGGCACAUUCCCAAUCACCUAAUGCCUCUUUUCACUGUUGUGGGGUCAGUAAUUUGACCUCGUGGGGAAGAGGGGCUCAGUAUAAGCCUAAUGUAUAUAAAUACACUGGCUGCCUGUCCCCAGACAGUGAAUUGAAUUAUUACAUUUUUUAAAUUAUAUAUUAUAUAAAAAAAUUAUAUAUGCAUAGAAGAUGUACAUGAAUACAUGACUAGCAAAGUUUAUCAAAGCAGCUCAUAAUUACAUAUAUAAAGUCCAAAUACGCCGUAAUGUGUUACUGUGAUACUAGUAAAGGUAAAACUUCAACAAUGUUUUGAUCAGUAUCUCAUCUUAUAGUAUGACGUGGGGGGGGGGGUAUGUCCAUAUGCACAUACCUUGUGGUGUUAAGAGGGAAUGGUGAUACCGUGGAACCCUGCCCAUAGUUCCCAGAAAUCAGGAUAAUUGAGCAUCCUUCUGAAACUUCGACAUCCCUCGGCAAGUCCCUAAUAAUCACUUAAGACGUCUAAUGAUGCCAACUGAGGCACUCUGCUAGACAAAUAAACGCAAACUCCUUGAAUCUUGUUCUCCAUUUGGUCGACGGGAGACAUCUCCCGUCACGCAGGGUGCAGUCGCACUUCCACAGAUCUCUAGUAUCAGCUCUUGAUACUGGUAAUGGCUCAAAAGGGCUACCACUUAAGGGCUAUUCAUGCCCGUACCACCUUUUGGGUAGCUUAAUCCUCAUCAUCAAAUCUUCGUUCAGGCACACUUUCUGUUCCAGGUGAGCACAACGGGCUCACUGUAGCCCGUGCUGCUUGGAACUUUUUGUUCAGAGUAGCUGAAUCUAAAACAACAACAAUCUUGUUCUGAACAUUGUAUACAGCACCAUGAGAAAGUAUGUAGAUUACUUCCGAAAAUUAAUUUUUUUAAAUACAAUUACACGUAC